AUGGAUUAUUUCCUCAUGAUUAUUUCUCUGCUGUUUAUGAUUUUUCAAGGCGCUCCAGAAACAGCUGUCCUGGGUGCCGAGCUCAGCACGGCCACUGAGAAGGAAGGUGACAUCCCCGAGACCAGCACAUCCUGGAGACCCCGCCGGUCCAAGCGCUGCUCCUGCUCAUCCCUGAGGGAUAAAGAGUGUGUCUACUUCUGCCACCUGGACGUCAUUUGGAUCAACACUGCCGGACCCCUUGUUCCAUAUGGGCUGGGUGCCCUUUUUAGACGGAGACCAAAGCGAUCCUUGAAGGAUUUCUUUCAUACAGAGGCCAAAGAUUCCAGUAACAGAUGCCAGUGUACUAGCCAAAGAGACAAGAAGUGCUGGAGUUUUUGCCAAGCAGGAAAAGAACUCAGAGUCCAAGACACUAUGGAGAAAGGCUGGAAUGACCUUAAGAAAGGAAAAGAUUGUUCCAAGCUUGGAGAGAGAUGUUUUCAUCAGAAGCUGGUGAAAGGGAAGAAGCUAAGAAGGUCAAAACCCAUCAGCAACAGCAUCAAGGCAUCCUUCCGUCUUGCAAAGCUGAAAGCUGAGCUCUACAGGGAGAAGCAACUGAUACACAACAGGACACACUGA
Elephantulus edwardii (Cape elephant shrew) is the source of this 615-nucleotide messenger RNA. It is a transcript of the gene EDN1, whose product is annotated as endothelin 1. Gene Ontology annotation, molecular function: endothelin B receptor binding; endothelin A receptor binding; hormone activity. The transcript has 5 exons. The record is from RefSeq and is a predicted model, not a curated record. The coding region runs from base 1 to 615 and encodes 204 amino acids. Gene Ontology annotation, cellular component: extracellular region. NCBI's taxonomy places the organism in Eukaryota, Metazoa, Chordata, Mammalia, Macroscelidea, Macroscelididae. Gene Ontology annotation, biological process: regulation of systemic arterial blood pressure by endothelin; intracellular calcium ion homeostasis; regulation of vasoconstriction.